This is a messenger RNA of Emiliania huxleyi CCMP1516, 480 nucleotides long. RefSeq lists its product as hypothetical. The record is from RefSeq and is a predicted model, not a curated record. Gene Ontology annotation, cellular component: ribosome. Bases 1 to 480 code for a protein of 159 amino acids. Lineage: Eukaryota; Haptophyta; Isochrysidales; Noelaerhabdaceae. Gene Ontology annotation, biological process: translation. The transcript has 4 exons. Gene Ontology annotation, molecular function: structural constituent of ribosome; small ribosomal subunit rRNA binding.
AUGCCUGCGUAUGACGUCGUUGUGCUGGCUGCCAAUACCGCGGGCUCGCGCGAGAAGCUGGUCGGCCUGCUCCGCAACUGUGCGACCAAGCUCUGGAGCCGCGGCGCGGUGAUCACAGAGGUGCGCUCGUGGGGCAUCCGCGAUCUCGCGUACCGGAUCCGGCAGCGAGGCGUGAACCACUACCGAGCGCACUACCUCACGCUCGACCUCUUCUGCUCGCCCGCCUCCCUCUCGGAGCUCGAGAGCACGCUGCGCACGAGCCCCCUCGUGCUGCGGUGGAUGCCUCUGCGCAAGCGCGACGCCGGCAGAGAGGCCAAGUACGAGUACCGCAACCUCGUGAUGCAGCGUGUCUUCGAGGGCAAGACGCGGCAGGAGAUGCUGGCCGAGCAACUCUCGCAGCACCGCUUCGCAUCGCCAACCGCGUAUCGGCCAACGUCGCCUCGCUCCGCGCCGCCGGAUCUUGUGCAGAUUGGCUCGUGA